AUGUCGAAUAGAGUCUUAAGAAAGCUUCAUGGCGAUAAAGAUAUCGUAGCUAGUUUAGGGGUCGAAGGAAUGAGCGAAUCAGAUGAUGGAGGCAGUCAAGCUAGUGGAAUUGUCAAGAAGCAAUUAGCUGCGAAUCGAUUCGAAUUGUUAAAUAGUGUGGAGCAUUCAUUAUCUGAUACAGAAGCUAAAGAAGAUGAUGAUAGAGAAAAUGAAGUUUCGCAGGAGCAAGAUAAAAAUAAAUUAGAAAAGCAAGAUUCAAUUCAUAGCACAGAUAGUCUAAAACGAAAGAAAAAGAAGAAGAAGAAAAAAAUAAAGAGUCAGAGAAGUACAGAAGAUAAUCUUGAUGAUGCUGAAGAUGAAGUUGAAGCAAGUGUUAGAGAAGUUAAUAAAAUACUUGGUGAACCAGAAAAUAUUGCUGUCAGCAAUUCUGCUUCAGCUUCACCUUUGGAACAAUCACCAUUUUUACAAAAACUUCUUAAUGUUGAUCACAGAAAUUUAAAUCCUGAUAAUGAAAUGAAAAAAAUAUUUGGUUCCAAAGUCAUUCAAAAUGAACAAAGUAAAAGACGGGGAAGAGGGCGAGGACAUGCACGAUCUACUGUUUUAGUAACUCCUCGAAAUUGGCCUCAUGUUGGAAAACCAGGUAUAUCAAUGAAUUUGUUGGAAACAAAAGGAGAUACAUAUUUCUUUACAUUUGAACACAGCAAACAGUAUCAGUCAGUGCAACAUCAAUUCCUUGAUGCAGUGGAAAGCUUCAAUCCAGAUAAUAUUGUGGCCUUACUAAAUAUGCAUCCUUAUCAUAUUGAUGCCCUUAUCCAGUUUAGUGAUAUUUGUAAAAUGGGGGAGGAUUUUCAAAUGGCAGCUGAAUUAAUUGAGAGAGCUUUAUAUUGUUUUGAAUGCUGCUUUCAUCCUCUCUUCAAUGUCAGUCAAGGAAAUUGUCGACUUGAUUAUAGAAGAGCAGAAAACAGGUCAUUUUAUAUUGCUCUUUUCAAACAUCUUUCUUUUGUUGGGCAAAGAGGUUGCAACAAGACUGCACUAGAAUUUUGUAAAGUUAUAUUAGGACUAGACCCAAUAGAAGAUCCACUUUGUGUGAUUUUGAUGAUAGAUUAUUAUGCCUUAAGAUCUGCACAAUAUGACUUUUUAAUUCGCAUGUAUCAUGAAUGGGAAGCUGAAAGAAAUCUUUCUCAGCUUCCAAAUUUUGCAUUUUCUGUUCCAUUAGCAAUAUUUUUACAGUCAUCACAAGACAAACUCUGUGAACAGGCAAACACAAUGCUUCAGAAUUCUUUAAUUAUGUUUCCUGGCUUAUUAAUGCCGUUAUUGGAUAAAUGUGGCAUUCAACCAGAUCCUUAUGUUUCCAGUCAUCCAUUUUUUGGCUCAAAAUCUCAAAUAAACCAGUCAGCUGCUCUGUCUCAAUUAAUAGCUUUAUAUAUUGGACGAUGCUAUUUAAUAUGGAAAGAUCAAGAAAUUAUGUCCUGGUUAGAAAAUAAUGUUCAAGAAGUAUUACAAAGGGUUGAAGAUAAAGAUCCAUAUGUAGCUGAUUGUGAAGAAAAGCGUAAAAUACGUUAUAAAUCAACACCUCGUAAUAUUGUUCGGCACAUAAUUUUAUCUAACAUAAAAGAAGCAUCAGUAACAUUACCACAGGAUUUGACACAUACACCUAUAUUUGGAUUUGAUCCAUUGCCCCCAACUGAUGCUAUUACUUCUUAUUCAAGAUCUCCCAGGUCAAGCAUAGCUGAUGAUCAAGGAGUAUUGAGCAUGUUCUUCCGUUCAUUGCUUCCAAACUUUAAUCUUCCAAGAGAAGGAGCAGUGGCAGAUGCAGCUCCUGCUAAUAGAGAAAGUGGUGCGGCUGGUGGUGACAGGAACUCGGAUACAAAUGAUUUACGGCGUAGCGUCACCUCAUUAUUGGAUGCUAUGAGAGAUUUACUUAGUAACAUUCAUUUAGUGGAUGUGCCUAAUGAAGGUGAUGUAGACAGUAGUGAUGAUGAGCAUGAAGAUUGAAUCAGUUGUGAGUACAGAAUGUAUUGUGGAAUGUUUACAACGUAAAUAACUGUAAUGCAACAGAAGUUCUUAUAAAUAUUAACUGCGCAGUAAAGGGCAUUGUAAAGAAAUAUUUGUAAUUAAAAUUGUAAUUAGUUAUUUUGAGAAAAAUUUUUAUUUCUCAUAUUUAAUUUUGUGUAUAAGAGUAGGUAUUGUAUCAAUACAGCUCAAAAAUUGAUUUAUAAAACUCAUUUGAUACAUUAAUAUCUCAUUUUUAUAGCAUAAUGUUCCUAUUUCAUCUGUUUUAUAUUUGAUUUAGGCAAGUAGUUAGUGAAAUUUUACUAAUUGAUUCAUCUAAUGUUUUGUGCCACAAAAAACUUAGAUAAAAGUGUGAAAUUCAUAAAUAUUAUGCAAAAAUAUUUUUUUUAUUAACAAAUUAUUUUCUGAGUUAUAUUCCUUGAUGACAUUAUUGAAAAAUGUAUUAAUGAUUAUUUUUAUGGAAAAAUUACUGUAUUAGUUGAAACAUAAAUAUAUGCUGAAAAGUGUAAAAAUUGUUAAAGAAACUCAGGUUUGCAAAACAAAGUGAAACAUAGGCAUCUUACUGUUGUUUGAAUAAAUUUUGGAAAGAUUCUGUGUAUGUUAGACAUUUUAAACAUAGUUUUUCUUUAAAAUUGGAGAUCCUACUUUGUUUUUGUUUGUUUUUAAUUCAUAGAAUUUAUAUAUAUAUAUAUAUAUAUAGUAAUCAAAGAAUUUUGCUAUGUACCGUACAUGUAUAUCUAAAAAAAAAAGGACUUCCAAUUUAUUAUUUGAAUAAUUUUAUAUGUUUUAAGAACGGAAAUUUUUAAAGGCAAUAUUUAUUAUAUUGUAGAUAUAUUUUGAAGAAAAUAGUAUUUAUCAAAACAAAUCGUAUGAUCGUCGUGUCAAAAAAAUUUUUUUAAAGUUUUAUUUUCACAUUUGAUGUAGAUUCUUAGUGCUGAUGAAAACAAAACUGAAUCUGUGUAAUUUAUAUUAAAUCAUGUAAUCCAUGAUCUUAUCACAUUCAUAUUGUCUGUUAUAAUUAACUUAAUGAUUUAGUAAUUAUUAAAAUUAUUCAGAUCAUACUGAAUUAGGUAAUGAAAUAUCUAGAAAAAAAAAAGAACAAAAAAUUGAUUUAUAAAUGCUAUAACAAAAUAUUAUUAUUCUGAAUAUAAGAAUAAAUUUCUUAAAAUAAAUUCUUAUUUUUAUUGACUAAAUUAGAAUAAUGACAAUCACUUUACUUUUUACACAGGAUUCAUAUGCAACAAAAUUAUUUAGUUACAUAAUAGAAUUAUUAUUUUAGUGAACAAAUUAAAUAGUUUACUAUAUAAUUCUUAAUAUUG
Messenger RNA from Centruroides sculpturatus (bark scorpion), 3332 nucleotides. It is a transcript of the gene Nulp1, whose product is annotated as transcription factor 25-like. The record is from RefSeq and is a predicted model, not a curated record. The transcript is spliced from 15 exons. Bases 1 to 1995 code for a protein of 664 amino acids. Gene Ontology annotation, cellular component: RQC complex. NCBI's taxonomy places the organism in Eukaryota, Metazoa, Arthropoda, Arachnida, Scorpiones, Buthidae.